Triticum turgidum subsp. durum (durum wheat) is the source of this 423-nucleotide messenger RNA. The record is from the annotation of a GenBank genome assembly. NCBI's taxonomy places the organism in Eukaryota, Viridiplantae, Streptophyta, Magnoliopsida, Poales, Poaceae.
AUGGCGGUCAAGGUCUACGUCGUGUACUACUCCAUGUAUGGUCAUGUUGCUAAGCUAGCUGAUGAGAUCAAGAAAGGUGCUUCAUCUGUCGAAGGCGUGGAGGUUAAAGUGUGGCAGGUCCCUGAGAUCCUGAACGAGGAAGUCCUUGGCAAGAUGGGCGCCCCGCCCAAGACCGACGUGCCGGUGAUCUCCCCGCAGGAGCUGGCGGAGGCGGACGGCGUCCUGUUCGGGUUCCCGACGAGGUUCGGCAUGAUGGCGGCGCAGAUGAAGGCAUUCUUCGACGCGACGGGCGGGCUGUGGAGGGAGCAGAGCCUCGCGGGGGACGGGUCGCGGUGGCCGUCGGAGAUGGAGCUGGAGCACGCCUUCCACCAGGGCAAGUACUUCGCCGGCAUCGCCAAGAAGCUCAAGGGCUCCUCCGCCUGA